Messenger RNA from Didymodactylos carnosus, 543 nucleotides. The record is from the annotation of a GenBank genome assembly. Lineage: Eukaryota; Metazoa; Rotifera; Eurotatoria; Philodinida; Philodinidae.
AUGGAACUACCGGAGGUAUUUUAUAAAAAAGCUGAUUUUAUAGAAACAACUUCGGGCAACAAAGUAUGUCGACGCUCAAUAAUGUGUGGUUCACAAAAUAUUGUUUUGCAAGGCAAGACAAUUGUUAUGGCCGAUUGUAUUGUACGCGGUGAUUUAGCUGCUGUAAAAAUUGGGAAAAAUUGCGUUAUUUGUGAAAAAUGUGCUAUCCGUCCACCAUUUAAAAAGUUUGCUAAAGGUGUUGCAUUUUUUCCCAUACAAAUUGGUGAUCAUGUCUAUAUUGAAGAUGAUUGUGUUAUUAACGCUGCUUCGAUUGGCUCCUAUGUUCAUAUUGGACGAAAUAGCGUGAUCGGUAGACGAUGUAUAUUGAUGGAUUGUUGUGUUAUAUUACCAAAUUCGGUCAUACCGCCAGAAACGGUUGUGCCAUCGUUCACUGUGUAUGGUGGAUCACCGGCAUGUUUUAUUGAAGAAUUUCCAGAAACAGCCAAAGAAUUAAUGAUCGAUGUUACACAAUCGUUUUAUCAAAAUUUUAAACCGACUGUCUAG